Corticium candelabrum is the source of this 792-nucleotide messenger RNA. Its product is annotated as inter-alpha-trypsin inhibitor heavy chain H5-like. Gene Ontology annotation, molecular function: serine-type endopeptidase inhibitor activity. Gene Ontology annotation, biological process: hyaluronan metabolic process. The transcript has a single exon. The record is from RefSeq and is a predicted model, not a curated record. Lineage: Eukaryota; Metazoa; Porifera; Homoscleromorpha; Homosclerophorida; Plakinidae. Bases 16 to 672 code for a protein of 218 amino acids.
CUAGGUAAUGGCAACAUGCUAUGUUUCUCAGUAGACGGUAAAGGUGGCGAUAUCUUCAAUCUCAUAUCAGAUACGCAUCUCUCCGUCAACGUUAAGUACAUCGAUGGAACGGACGGUUACUCGGUCUGGAUGGGAGAAUUGGCAUUCGUACUCGACAACGGUUGUAAGGUACGAGUGAACGCGGAUCCAGAGUCAGUGCGAGUUGAUCAUAUGGCGGUGGAUAAAAAAUUCUACGAUAAAGACGUACAAGUCGACGUCUACACGGGAGAUUACGUCGCAGUCAAGUUCAAGAAACUCCAGGUUGAGUUUCGUGUCGAGUUUAUUGACGGACAUUUGAGUUUCUACGUUGUCAACGACAAGGGAUUUUCAUCUCGCGUUCAUGGCCUCAUUGGACAAUUUCUCAAUUCUAAACACGAAAUCGUUGAAGCUGAAGACGGUCACAUCUUCGGUUUACUCAAACUUCAAGGUAGAACAAGAGCUCUACUACUGCAACAGAAGAGGUGGCCCUACAUGCACGGGCACAAGGAGGCAACGUGCUGGGGUAUCCAAGGAAAGAAUCCCAAAGGAGCCAUUGACUGGUCUCAUUCCAGCUAUAAGUUGAUGUCCCUAUGUCAAACAAAACGUCGUAUUCUCACCCGUCCAGUGUUCGUUAAACUAGACAAGACUUUGUAAUUGAGCAAACAGUUAGUCAUUUGUUCGAUCUUUCUGUGUAUUUCGAAUUUGUCAUUUUCUGUUGCUGUGUGCAUUGAUGUAGUUCGAAGUAGUGUCAAUUGACCAUUGGGCAAUUCUCAA